AUGACUCGACGCUCGCGCCACCUCCACCAGGCGCUCGACGCCCUCUCCGCCCGAGCGCCGCCCGUCGACCUCACGCCACCUCCGUCCAGUGCUCGCCGCUCCACCACCUACCGCUGCAGCACCUCUGAGCGACUCCUGCACUCCGCCCCGCUGUCACUGUUUCCGCGCCCUCCGCCGGUCUCGCCGCUCCCGCAGCUAGCACCGGGCCCGCCCCAUCGCGCCGGAGAUCCGCCAAAGGCCCGAGAUCUGAUCACGCCGAUCGAUCCGGGAGUCUUUCCCCUCCGCCACAUCAUCCGCCGCCGCGCCACCACCGCCGCGCCCGACUCGCCCGCAGCCCGAGCUUUCGCGACCCUCCGCAAGAGCCUCCUCCUGCCGCCCUCUCCGCCCCCCUACGACGCCGUCCGAGCCGCUCCUCCGCCCGGCCGCGACGCCGCCGCUACCCACCGCCGCCGACGCCACUCCUUCGAUCCCGUCGCGGCACCCGCACCGCGCCGUUCUUUGCCCGUGCCGCCGCCACCCGCUGCGCCGCCGCCGUCGCCGCCAUCGCUGCCUAGUGUCAGUGCCGCCAAGAAGCCUUGGAGAAGGAGGCUCAAAUCGGGUCGGAACCGGGUCAAGCGACCCUCCAAACCGGGUAGGGUUUGGUCUUCGAAGUGGGUCAGGCUUGGGUCUGUCUUCGGGCCGGGCUUCAAAUUCAGCCCGUGGAAGCUGAAAGAGGGUUACCUCGCGAGUCGACCUCAGUCGCCUCUCUACGAAGCCAUGGGAAUCAGCAGCGUGCUGGACUCUGGAGGCAUGAGGAACUUAGCCAAUCUCAUGUGGCCUCAGGGAAAUCCGUUGUCUUGUGAAACACUGGAUUCGUAUGCUAGGAGGUUCUCAGAGUUGGAGCAACUGAUCACCAUGAUGGUGUUUCGAAGCUUAGGCGUGGAAAAAUAUCUGGAGUCGCAUAACGAAUCUUUAAGUCACACGAUCCGAGUCAUGAAAUACGAAGCGCCGAUGACUCGGGAGCCUCAGAUCGGAGCAAGAUCUCACUAUGACAAGACCUUCUUGACCAUACUUCAGCAGAAUCGCGUGGACGGAUUGGAGGUGCAAACGAAGGAUGGAAAGUGGUUUCAAGUGGCACCUUCGGCUUCGACCUUCAUAGUCAUGGUUGGAGAGUCGUUUCUGGUGAUCAUCUUUUCUUUCUCUCAUGCCAAGGCCUGUAAUUCAGAUUCGUCGUAGUAAUGGUGAUGGUUGGAUAAACUCAUUUUACUAUAUGAACCAAAUCAUUUAAAGAUGUUCUAUAUCUAAAUCCUAUUAGGACUCUCAAGAGAAUACAUGUCUCGAUUCUUGUGUUUUUCCUCACAUAUUAUACACUUUGAGGAUAUUUUAGUUGCUUCAA
Molecule: messenger RNA, 1375 nt
Organism: Eucalyptus grandis
Lineage: Eukaryota; Viridiplantae; Streptophyta; Magnoliopsida; Myrtales; Myrtaceae
Product: ESX-1 secretion-associated protein EspI
Exons: 4
Coding region: 1-1215 (404 amino acids)
Molecular function (GO): dioxygenase activity
Source: RefSeq, a predicted model, not a curated record